AUGGCCAUUUGCGAAGUCGCUCAGACAGACCCAGGUGCAGCGGGUGGCGACUUCUCAAGGGGACGAGCCGAGUCCCGUUCUCAGGUUUCCUUUGUCCCACCCUUUCUACCACCCCAGCGGGCUUCUUGGACUCUGGUCGUUCGAAAAGCCCGAUCUUGUGUCUCCCACGGCUUGGCUGAUAGCAAACGUCCUGUCAGUUCCCAGUCCAACGGAACCGGCUACAACAACGAGCAGGCGGGCGGGCACCAAGCCAUCGAGAGGGAGAUUGAAUCCUUGGAGUACUAUAGGACAUUCCUCGCACGCCUCCUUGACUUUGUUUCUCACGGCGAACCCGGGGCUGUCGACAGGUUGUUUCAGUUUAUCCGUUCAGGCGCUUCACAAGAACAGAUCUUCGAUACGCUGGCUGAGCUCAGAGCAGUCGCCGGUUCUGGACAGACUGAGAACAGGGGAUAA
Aspergillus nidulans FGSC A4 is the source of this 453-nucleotide messenger RNA. RefSeq lists its product as uncharacterized. Lineage: Eukaryota; Fungi; Ascomycota; Eurotiomycetes; Eurotiales; Aspergillaceae. The transcript is spliced from 2 exons. Bases 1 to 453 code for a protein of 150 amino acids. The record is from RefSeq and is a predicted model, not a curated record.